CUUCCAAAAAAAAAAAAAAAAAACCUUCAGAAUUUUUAUCUUUUUUUUCUUAAUUUUUCCGACGCUUCAGAUGCAGAACGACAGCUCGGAAUUGUCGUUUUGUCCCAGCUUUAACAGCUACUCCUCCGAUAAUAAUAAGCUCGCUGAUAUCGCUGCUGCGGUUAGCCGAGACUUUCAAAGCGAAGCCGUUUUGGAUGAUGAAGAAUUCGAGUUCGUUAAUAAUCUCUGGGAUUAUCCUGAAACGUCGUCGUUUCCAAUCUUCAAUCGCGAUCUCCUGUUGAACCGCGAGGAGGGUGAUGAUGAUAAGGUGGAAGAGGCUAUUCGGAUUCCGUUGAGGAAUUUGUUCAUGGGCGACGGAGAUCUUCCUUGGUCAUCGUCGUCGUCGGAGGCGGACGAGCUUGAAGGAGUGCCAACAGGAACGUACUGUAUUUGGAAACCGAAGCAAUCGGCAGAAUCGUCGCCGAACAGGUGUAAGAAAAGCAAGUCCACAGGGUCAUCAUCCUCGAAACGGUGGCGUUUGAUAAAGGAUUUGCUUAAGAGAAGCAACAGCGACGGCACAGUCUCGUCCUCGUCGGUUUUGUCUUUGAAUUUCGAUAAGCAAACGAUAGAGAAAAAGAAUGAAGAAAAGGUAAAUGAAAAAACAUCGACGACAAAAAAGAAAUGCGAAAGUGAAGCAGUAAAGGCGACGAAGACGAAGAAAAUCGAGAAAGCGUCGGCGCAUGAAGUUUUUUACAUGAGAAAUAAGGCGUUGAAGGAAGGCGAUAAACGGCGCUCGUUUUUGCCGUACAGGCAGGACUUGUUUGGAAUUUUUACAAAUGUUAAUGGUUUAGGUAGAAAUUUUCCUCCUUUCUAAGUAGCAAAAAAAAAAAAAGAAAAU
Durio zibethinus is the source of this 877-nucleotide messenger RNA. RefSeq lists its product as uncharacterized. NCBI's taxonomy places the organism in Eukaryota, Viridiplantae, Streptophyta, Magnoliopsida, Malvales, Malvaceae. The record is from RefSeq and is a predicted model, not a curated record.